Messenger RNA from Owenia fusiformis, 1274 nucleotides. Lineage: Eukaryota; Metazoa; Annelida; Polychaeta; Sabellida; Oweniidae. The record is from the annotation of a GenBank genome assembly.
CGCCUUUUUAACGUGAUCGCUAUAUAGAGCUCUUUACACUUGGAGGGCCAAAAGUUUGUUUACAUCCGGGGCGCCGAAAAUGGGUGACAAGAAAAAAGUAAGCGAUGAUAAACCUCAAUCAGAGACGGAACGUCAGUUUCUAGAGCGAACACAAGUAAGCAGUCAAAUUAAAGAUGUACUAACUAAAGUUAUAGAGAACAGACCACUUGACCCUAUAGCCUUUAUCGCUGACUAUUUUGAAAGUGUGGGUGAUAAAAGUAAUAGGCUUUCAAAGUCUCACCAGCAGUUAUUACUAACCCAUCACUCAAGACCUGCAUUUGAGGCUAAUGUACGCAUAGCUUAUGAUAUACUCAGUCUGUCUAAAGCUAAACCCCAUAGUAAAAUAAAAGCAGGGAUGAAAAAGCCUACCUUGCACAAGACCAUAAGGGGAAUAAAUGGCUCAGUAUUUAUGGACCUUUUGAAUCUGUUGACAGAAGGGAUGGUGCCUGGUGUGAAAGAGAAACUGUACAAGAAACUGCAAUGCAAAUCCCAUGAGGUCAUCAGAUAUGAUAUAUUUCGAUCUGGAAUCUUUGCCUGCUUUGUACUGCAAGACUUUCUUAAAGAAGCUGAGGGCUUGUACUGCACAUUGGACCUUGGGAAAACAGGUAAAGCUGACAAGGCACUGUGUGAUACAGCCCUCCACCAACUUCUUCUCUCGGUGUCUACAGCAAAUAACACUGGGGAAUUAAGUGCAUUAGAAGCUGGCUAUAACCUUGGGCCAGACAAACUAUACACAGCUCUCAACCAGGCUCUCUCAGUGACAACUGAAAAGGGAACAAUUUCUUGUGAUGAUUUUCUGAUUGCUGCAGCAGAUGCUUUUCUACUUAAGGUAAACAAUGUUAACUGAAGAAUUGUCAAAAGCAAUGGAAUCCACCGUUUUACCUGUAUGUAAUACUCUCACGGCGAUUUAUCGUCUAUGGCAACAUCACAAUGGGUUGCACACGGCCUUAAAGACAUGCUCGGUUACAAUGUACCUGGCUUGCACGUGACUUGGAGUUUGACAUGGACAUGGGCGAUUGCUUACAUGGCCUGUACAUGUCGGUUCAUUAGCCCUACAUGUAUAUUAAUUUUUUAAUUUGAUAAACAUGUAUUUAUUAAUAUAAUAUAAAAAUCAAUGAAUAAGUUUAUUCUGAGGGCCGGUUAUCGUGAAAUGUAAUUAAUUACAUAAUUAAAUUUGGUGACAACAACAAAAUAUUGAUGAGGCCCCUAAAGGCCAGAAGUUUAGCAAUGAAGAC